Molecule: messenger RNA, 1095 nt
Organism: Zingiber officinale
Lineage: Eukaryota; Viridiplantae; Streptophyta; Magnoliopsida; Zingiberales; Zingiberaceae
Exons: 1
Coding region: 1-1095 (364 amino acids)
Source: RefSeq, a predicted model, not a curated record
AUGGAUAAGGAAUGGAUACAUUUGCCUUCAAGGCUUGUACCUGAGUAUGAAGAAGGUGUACAAAAAUUUCUUACACAAGCUAAGAAAUAUGCCAAAACACGUGAAGUAAUCUUAUGCCCUUGCAAGUAUUGUAAAAACAAAAAGUAUAUGAAAUUUGACCAAGUGUACGAUCACUUAAUUAUUAAGGGGUUUGAUCCUUCUUACACUAUUUGGGUCUUCCAUGGAGAAACUUAUAACCGACAAUAUCAAGGUGAAGGUAGUUCAGGAGAAUUUCAGAAAGAUGAUGAAAGUAGAGAGGCAUAUCACUUAUAUAAGGUUGCCUUUAUGCCAGAAGAAGAGGUUGGAUACACUAUGUCUGAGGCAAAAGAUAACGACUUUGCUAGUUUAUUAGAAGAUGCAGAAACUCCCCUCUUCCCUGGUUGCACAUCUUACACAAAGUUAUCAGCAGUCGUCACAUUAUACAAUUACAAGUCUACUAAUGGUCACACAGACAAUAGUUUCAAUGAGCUCCUUAAGAUCUUAGGUGACAUGCUUCCAGAAAAAAACACACUUCCAGAAACUGUUUACUCGAUGAGAAAAUUGUUAAAACCAUUUGAUUUAGGAUAUGAGAAGAUUCAUGCUUGCCCAAAUGAUUGUUGUCUAUUUCGAAAGGAGAUUAAAAAUCUGGAUACGUGUCCAAAGUGUGGUUCAUCAAGAUGGAAGGUGGACAAAGUCACCACCAAAGUUUUUAAAGGGGUUCCAGAAAAGGUGCUACGGUAUUUUCUGAUGAUACCAAGAUUUAAAAGGAUGUUUAAAUCAAAAGAAAAAGCUGAAGAGUUGACUUGGCACUCCAACCACAAAAGUCAAGAUCACAUGAUGCGUCAUCCAGUUGAUUCAGUAGCUUGGGAUACAAUAAAUCAUAAAUGGCCAGAUUUUGCAUCAAAUCCUAGAAAUCUGCGCCUUGGCCUUGCAACCGAUGGAUUCAACCCUUUUGGCGACCUUAGUUCUAGAUAUAGUUGUUGGCCCGUUAUUUUGGUAAAUUAUAACCUUCCUCCAUUGAUGUGCAUGAUGAAAGAAAAUCUUAUGUUGACAUUACUAAUUCCAGGUCCAAAGUAA